ACGUAGACUGAGUUAGCACCGCAGUCUCUGCCGACAGCUUUCUUGCGUCCAAAACUAAGCUCUAACUGCUUUCUAUUUUUGUUUUCUAUGCCAACUAAAGAGUCACCAAGAAGCAAAAGCGACGUUUUAUUUGAAUGUUUUAGUUUAAAGGGUGAGAGAGGCACUGUAGAGCUCGUCGUACAGCCUAGCCAAACUCUCUCUAUCAGAGGCUCUGCUGCUUUUUCGGUGUCCGGAAGUUCUGUGGGAAAAAAGUGAGAAAGGCAUGAAAAAAAGGAGCUGGAGGAGACUUUUGGCCGAUUUUCUCCGAGCACAGUGAAGUACUGUUUUCUCUCGGAAAUCCAGCGGAGCGGACAGAGGGCGCGUGUUUUUACUGUAUUUAUCUAAUAAGUGGCAGCGUGUAUUAAUUUAUCGAUGGGUCUACCGACGCUGGAGUUUAGUGAUUCUUUCCUGGACAGUCCGGAGUUCAGAGAACGACUGCAAUGCCAUGAGAUAGAGCUGGAGCGCACCAACAGGUUUAUAAAAGACCUCAUCAAAGAUGGAAACAUGCUCAUAUCUGCCCUCAGAAAUCUCUCGCUUGCUGUUCAGCGCUUCUCUCAGUCUCUACAGGAGUUCCAGUUUGAAUGUAUCGGAGAUGCUGAGACUGAUGAUGAGGUCAAUAUAGCCCAGUCCUUAAAGGAAUUCUCUCAGCUCUUGAGCACCAUGGAAGAGGAGAGAAAACGACUGAUCCAGAAUGCCGAUGACGUGCUGAUCUCACCACUUGAGAGGUUUCGUAAGGAGCAGAUCGGAGCUGUUAAGGAGGGAAAGAAGCAGUUUGACAAGGAGACAGAAAGGUACUACUCUGUUCUUGAGAAACACCUCAGCCUUUCCUCCAAAAAGAAGGAAACACAGCUGCACGAGGCUGACUCACAGAUGAGUAAGGACAGGCAGGUUUUUUAUGAUGCAUCGUUGCAGUAUGUCUUCAAGAUCCAAGAAGUGCAGGAGAGAAAGAAGUUUGAAUUUGUGGAGCCGCUAUUAGCCUUCCUGCAGGGUUUGUUUACAUUCUACCAUGAGGGCUACGAGCUGGCCAGUGAGUUUGAACCCUACAAGCAGCAGCUUCAGUUCAACCUGCAGAAUGCUCGCAAUAACUUUGAAAGUACACGUGCUGAGGUGGAGAGGCUGAUGAAGAGGAUCCGAUCGGCAGAAGAAGAUUUCAAAGCCCCCAGUUGCUUUACCAUGGAGGGAUAUCUGUAUAUACAGGAGAAACGUCCAUUGGGCAGUGUGUGGACCAGAUACUACUGUACUUAUGAAAAAAGCUCCAAGAUGUUCACCAUGAGCAACACAGAGGCCAGACCAGCCAGCAGACAGAAUGGUGUUGUGAACGGUGCCCCGGAGAUGUUCAGGCUGCGCUCGUGUGUCAGAAGGAAGACUGAUUCAAUCGACAAACGCUUUUGCUUCGACAUUGAGGUGGUAGAGAGACAUGGCGUCAUCACCUUACAGGCGCUCUCUGAGGCCAACAGGCGGCUGUGGAUGGAGGCAAUGGAUGGAAAAGAACCUAUCUACACAUUACCUUCUUUACUCAGCAAAAAGGAGGAGACAUUUCUUAAUGACGCAGGUUUCAACUUUGUUAAGAAGUGUAUUGAACUGGUGGAAACAAGAGGUAUUACCACCCUGGGACUCUACAGGACUGGAGGAGUCAACUCCAAAGUGCAGCGGUUGAUGACGAGUGUGUUUGCGGCCACAGCUCCCCCUGACAUGCAGCUGGACGCAGACGCCUGGGACAACAAGACCAUCACCAGCGGCCUCAAGAAUUAUUUCAGGUGUCUGGCAGAACCUGUGCUGACCUAUAGACUGCAUAAAGAAUUCAUAAAGGCUGCAAAGUAUGAUGACCAGAAAUACAGAGUGAGAGCCAUUCAUGCUCUUGUUCACAAACUACCAGAAAAAAACAGAGCCAUGUUGGACCUCUUAACCAGCCACCUCCUCAAAGUGUCCUCUCACAGUGACCAGAACCUGAUGACUGUGUCCAACUUGGGAAUGAUCUUUGGCCCCACGUUGAUGAGGUCACAGGAAGAGACUGUGGCUGCCAUGAUGAACAUAAAGUUUCAGAACAUUGUAGUGGAGAUUAUCAUUGAAAACCAUGAUAAGAUCUUUGGUGAGGCCCCAGACCUCUCGCUGCCGUUACCUCAGGCUCCGUCCUCUCGGUCGACUCCUCGGAGGAACAAGGCCAUCUGCCUGUCAUCUGGAAAGAGGAAGGCUCGUCUCUACCCUCCUGCUCUCUGCCUGGCCGACAAUGACAGUGACACAUUCAGUAGCAGCCCCAGCACCACUCCAAUGGGUAGCCAGGAGUCUCUGUCCUCGCAUUCCUCUGAAAAGAACGGAUUGUCUCAGACCUCACCUCCGUCCUCUCCUGCUGCCGAGCCCGGCUCGUCCUCCCCAGCGCCUGCAUCUCCUCCAGCAGCUUCCGCCUGCUCCCCCUCCCACAACUGCUCAAAUGAGAAGGAUCAGAAACACCCGACAGAUAGCACCACCUCCCCUCACCUCACGCCUUCCUCCUCCUCCUGGACUUCCUCCCAGCUCACUCCAGCCCAGCAGACUUCCUCUGUGUCCUCCUCCACAUCCUCUUUACUCUCUGCAGAAAGGAGUCUGUCUGUCAAAGGAAACUCAACUGCCUCCUUGUCAUCUGUUAAAGAGUCGAGAUCUCCCUCCAGAGCCUCCACCCAGCAUGCUUCAGUGGAGUGCGCCUCCUCUCUCAGGGAGGGUCAGCCUGUUCAGAGAGUGUCAUCUGUCUCCUCUCUGAAGAGCAUUAAUUCGGUGGAUCAAAGAAAUGCACCAACUUCCGCUGUCACAGAAACCAGAGUGACAGACUCUACCUCUCCUCGGCAGCACAGGACUUCGUACAGGACUGCCUCCUCCUCCUCUUCCUCCUCCUCCUCACUGUUUCCCUACCAACUUUCCACAUCUUCCUCUCUCACCUCCCUACACAUCUCUGAGGAUUACAAAAGCUGUCAUGGAUCAGUACAGAGUCUCAUGUCGCUGGACCCACGAGGCGCAACACACACACGUAAAACUUCACACGUCCGGUGUGGCUCAGAUCUGACUGCAAAACACUCUGAGGCCUCAUCCAGUAACUGUUACCAGAGGCCUGGAUCAUUAUUGUCAGUUGAACUACCACAACGUGAGAGUUCAGUAUUCUCCUCAGCAUUAGACAUAUGUUCCUCAGGAAGGGAAGCAAAAGCUCUUUACUCCUGUGAAGCAGAGCACAGCCAUGAGCUCAGUUUUCCACAGGGGGCGCUGUUCUCAAAUGUGUACCCGUCUGUGGAACCAGGUUGGCUUCAGGCGACGUACAACGGCAGAACAGGCCUCAUACCUGAAAACUAUAUCACCUACAUCUGACACACCUGAUGACGUCAUCGCCGCAUCACUGAAUAACACAACGAUCUAACUUAGACUUUAGGGAUCUACAGUGCAUACAUUAACAACUCUGUGCUGCUGAUCAAAGAUAUAUUUAUCUUGUAACUGUGACUGCUAUCACUGAACAGUAUGUAUGUCAGACUACUGUGGCUGGAUCUGAAUGAUGUGUGUACUGUAUGUAUAUCUGACUACUAUAUCUGAACCAUGUUAUGUGUUAUUAAGCAGCUUAUAAUACAGUAGAUGUUAAUAUGUGACACGUUGAUUUCACUUGAUCAACAUUAUCAGCUCCUCUUUUAUGUUUGUGUUCAGCCUGAGAACGCUACAUGAAAUGUGUCUGCAAGGUACAUGUGAACAGUAUUUUUCUAUCGAUCUUGGUAAUUUAUGUGUUUGUAAAUAAUCAUGUUAAUGGUAUAACUGUCCAGAGAUGAAGUGUUAACACGUCUGUCCUGGAGCAGUAUGAACUGUUGGUCUAAGAAUCAAUCUGACCAUAACACCUUCCUCCUACUGCCUCCUACUGUCAGAUUUCAUGCUGCCUAAAUAAAGGACAAAUACGAAAAUUA
Lates calcarifer (barramundi perch) is the source of this 3947-nucleotide messenger RNA. It is a transcript of the gene arhgap42a, whose product is annotated as Rho GTPase activating protein 42a. Gene Ontology annotation, biological process: signal transduction. Gene Ontology annotation, molecular function: protein binding; GTPase activator activity. NCBI's taxonomy places the organism in Eukaryota, Metazoa, Chordata, Actinopteri, Centropomidae. The transcript is spliced from 24 exons. The record is from RefSeq and is a predicted model, not a curated record. The coding region runs from base 412 to 3369 and encodes 985 amino acids. Gene Ontology annotation, cellular component: cytoplasm.